Molecule: messenger RNA, 858 nt
Organism: Thyridium curvatum
Lineage: Eukaryota; Fungi; Ascomycota; Sordariomycetes; Thyridiales; Thyridiaceae
Exons: 1
Coding region: 1-858 (285 amino acids)
Biological process (GO): cellular response to oxidative stress; cellular response to carbon dioxide; carbon utilization
Cellular component (GO): cytoplasm
Molecular function (GO): zinc ion binding; carbonate dehydratase activity
Source: RefSeq, a predicted model, not a curated record
AUGUCCAGUGCUGCCCGUCUCGCUUGCAGGUCCCCGCUGCUGUCCUCUGUUGCCAGACCAUCCAUUCCUCAAUCCAUCCGCGCGACCCGAGCUGCCCCAGCUUUGCUCGCAGCUGCCCGCUCCCCAGCCGUCCGGAGCUUCAACUUUAUCCCUCAAGCCCCCAAGCCGAGCAAGAGCGGCGACUGGCGCACCAUGGCCGAGGAGGACAUCACCCGCUACCUCAAGCAGUCGCACGACCGCGUCUUUGAGAACAACCGGGCCUGGGCCGAGGAGAAGAAGGCCAAGGACCCCGAGUUCUUCGCCAAGCUGGCGGCCGGCCAGACGCCCGAGUACCUGUGGAUCGGCUGCAGCGACUCGCGCAUCCCCGCCGAGCAGAUCACGGGCCUCGAGCCCGGCGAGGCCUUCAUCCACCGCAACAUCGCCAACCUCGUCUGCAACGUCGACCUCAACGUCAUGAGCGUCAUCAACUACGCCGUCCGCCACCUGCAGGUCAAGCACAUCGUCGUCUGCGGCCACUACGGCUGCGGCGGCGUCAAGGCCGCCAUGACCGCCAAGGACCUCGGCCUGCUCAACCCCUGGCUGCGCAACAUCCGCGACGUCUACCGCCUGCACGAGGACGAGCUCGACGCCAUCGCCGACGAGGCCGCCCGCUACGACAGGCUCGUGGAGCUCAACGUCAUGGAGCAGUGCCGGAACGUCAUUAAGACUGCGGCGGUACAGAAAUCCUUUGCGCAGAACCACUUCCCCAUCGUCCACGGCUGGGUCUUUGGCUUCCAGGACGGCCGCCUCAAGGAUCUCAACAUCGACUUCGAGUCCAUGCUCAAGAGCAUCCAGAAGAUCUACAACCUGACUGAAUAG